GGGAAUCAUGACACCUCACUUGUGUUCCCAGCUCUGUGAAGGAGUUGAGUCCAGUGGGUAGAGCCAGAACUUCUGGCCUGUAUUUCCAGCUCCGAGAGGAGUGUUGCAUUUACAGAGUUAGUGCAGGGAGCGAACUGGGGGGACUCCUGGGUUCUCUUCCAAGCUCUGGGAGAGGGUUCUGUUGAGUGGUUAGAGAAGCCGGAGGGGAGCCGGUACGUCUGUCUCUCACAGCAAAUUUGAAAAUCUCGCUAGACCGGGGGAUGGGGCAUCAGAGCUCCUAGGCUGUAUUCCUAACUCGAGUUUACAGUGUAAUUAUGACUGGGUUGGGUCACCUCCAUGUGAGAUGCUGCUCCAGUUUAGAGCAGUAUAAAGUGGGAGUAAUUCCAUGGCAUGCAGUGAAAUUACCCCACAUUUGCAGCAGUGCCCCUAACAGCAGAAUCUGGCCAGGCAGAUCCCCAAUUCCCCUUGGUAAACUGAGGAUAGUAACAUUUAUACAUCGUUAUCCAGAGUUCGCCCACCUCUGGGUGACAGAGGUAUACAAAUACCUCAAAAGCAGUUGUUCCUAUUUUUCCUCUCCAUCACCCUAGUGUAAAUUAGGAGUAACUGCAAUGGAGUCAGUUGGGGUGUUUUCCCCAUCCUCAUUCCCAUAUUACACCAAUCUUCACAAGCUAAGGGUCUGACUCAAGGAAAUUAAGGUGGUUUUCACAAAAAGAGAGUUAUUUUUACUGAUCUAAUGCUGUCCCUUGCUCUCUUCCCUCCCUCCGCAGACAUCAAACAAUGUCCUGAGAAAGAAAAUGUCCAACCGAACUACCGUGACCGAGUUCCUUCUCCUGGGGUUCUCUGAAGUUCGGAAGCUGCAGAUUUUGCACUUUGUGGUGUUUCUAGUGAUUUACCUGGCAGCCCUGGUGGGGAAUCUUCUUAUCUUCAUGGCCAUAACCUUCGACAACCACCUUCACACCCCCAUGUACUUCUUCCUGAUGAAUCUGUCUGUCCUAGACCUUGGCUCCAUCUCUGUGAAUGUCCCCAAAUCUAUGGCCAACUCCUUCAUGAACACCAAGUCCAUUUCCUAUUCUGGAUGUGUUGCCCAAGUCUUUUUCCUUCUCUUCUUGUUGGGAGCAGAUUUUUCCCUUCUCACCAUCAUGGCGUAUGACCGAUAUGUCGCCAUCUGCCAACCACUGCACUAUGAGACAAUAAUGAACAGCAGAGCUUGUGUCCAAAUGGCAGCUGGUGCCUGGAUCAGUGGGAUUCUGUACUCUGUGCUACACACCGGGAACACGUUUGCAUUGACCUUCUGUGGAGGCAACAUGGUGGAUCAGUUCUUCUGUGAAAUCCCCCAGCUACUGAAGCUCACCUGCUCUGAUUCAUAUCUGACUGAACUUAGGAUUAUUGCUUUUAGUAUAUGUUUGUUCUUAGGCUGCUUUAUUUUUAUCACUGUGUCAUAUGUUCAGAUCUUCAAAUCAGUGUUGAGAAUCCCCUCUGAGCAAGGCCGGCAUAAAGCCUUCUCCACCUGCCUCCCUCACCUCUCUGUGGUCUCCUUGUUUGUUUUCAUUUCUAGCUUUGCCUACCUGAAACCCACCUCCAGCUCCCCAUCUGCUCUGGAUCUUGUGAUGGCUGUUCUCUAUUCUGUAUUGCCACCAAUCAUGAAUCCAAUUAUCUACAGCAUGAGGAACAAGGAGAUAAAAGCUGCCCUGAGGAGACUGACUGGAUGUAGGUAAUUCACCAAGAAUUCAUUUUCUGUCUUUAUCUAAUAAAAGUUUGCUUAUGUAGUAUUUGUUCAUUUAUGUAGCUUAUUUCCAUGACCAAACAGCUUGCACACAACCGGGUCUGAUUCUGAUCUCAGUUGCAUCAAUGCAAAUCCAGAUUAAUUCCGCUGAUGUCACUGCUGCUGGGGAGAUUUACACCAGUAGAAAACCUGGCC
Molecule: messenger RNA, 1918 nt
Organism: Chelonoidis abingdonii (Abingdon island giant tortoise)
Lineage: Eukaryota; Metazoa; Chordata; Testudines; Testudinidae
Product: olfactory receptor 14A16-like
Biological process (GO): G protein-coupled receptor signaling pathway
Cellular component (GO): membrane
Molecular function (GO): olfactory receptor activity; G protein-coupled receptor activity
Source: RefSeq, a predicted model, not a curated record